CUGCACCCCUCUCUCUCUCUCUCUCCUGCCCUCUCUCUCCAUCCUCCAGCUCUCUAUCUCUCCUCUGCUUCUCAUUUCAUCUCAACUUGGAUGUAGCAGCGCAUUCAUUUUUUAAUGACACUCACUGCACGCGCUCCCCUCCUCACCACCUGUUAGCCCCGCAUCUCCUCCUCGUGCUGGAUUUCAAUAUUUUCACCUGGUUUUUAUGAGGAGUUUCACGCUUGUUCUUUCCUCUGAGCCAUAUGACCGUGCGGAAGGGAAACCGUUUGGGCAUCUCCAUCCAGGAGCACAUGGCCAUCAACGUCUGCCCGGGCCCCAUACGCCCCAUCCGUCAGAUCUCUGCCUACUUCCCCCGCCUCUCGCCCACUUCCUCCUUCUCGGAGCCGCUCUCGCCCAACCAGCUGACGGCGCCGGCUCCGCUGAGCCCCGGUGGUGCGGGCCAAGGUGGAGGAGGAGCAGCGGGAGGAGACGGAGAAGGAGGAGGCGGGGCGAGCAGAUGCCUUUUGUCUCCGCUGCUACCGGGAGCUGCAGGAGGAGGGUCACUAUCGGCCAUGAGCAGCAUGGACACCUCCAUCGAGAUCGACAGCUGCGACAGCGACGACAACACCUCCCUGGGGACGUUAGAGUUUGACCUUCUGUAUGAGAAAGCCACCAGCUCUUUACACUGCACAGUCCUCAGAGCAAAGGGUUUGAAGCCGAUGGAUUUCAACGGUUUGGCCGAUCCCUACGUCAAGCUGCAUCUGCUGCCAGGAGCCUGCAAGGCGAAUAAACUGAAAACGAAGAUUGUUCGAAACACACUCAACCCCGUGUGGAACGAGACGCUCACCUACUGUGGCAUCACCGAGGAAGACAUGUACCGCAAAACUCUCAGGGUGUCCGUUUGUGACGAAGACAAGCUGACACAUAACGAGUUCAUCGGGGAGUCGAGGGUGGCCCUGCGCCGCGUGAAGCCUGACCAGACCAAACACUUCAACAUCUGUCUGGAGCAUCCGCCUCCUCUGCCGUCGCCGACAGCGAUGAGCACGGCCCUGAGAGGAAUCUCCUGCUACCUCAGAGAGUGGGAGAUGGAGCAGCAGAGAAGUCUGGAGGAAAGGGGCCGUUUGCUGCUUUGCCUCCAGUUCCUGCCCCCAAACGGUGACGGCGACUUGAAGGGCGAGGCGAAGGAGAGAGCUCGAGGUGGGCUCUGCGUGGGCGUCAAGCGCUGCGCCCACCUGGCAGCCAUGGACGUCAACGGUUUCUCCGACCCCUACGUCAAAACGUACCUGAAGCCAGACGUUCACAAGAAAUCCAAACACAAAACAGCAGUCAUAAAAAAGACCCUCAACCCAGAGUUUAAUGAGGAGUUCUUCUAUGAAAUCUCCUUCACAGAGUUAGCUUCGAAGACACUAGAGGUCACAGUUUGGGACUACGACCUGGGGAAGUCCAAUGACUUCAUAGGGGGCGUUUCCUUCGGCUGCCACUCGCAGGGCGACACUCUGCAGCACUGGAUAGACUGUCUGAAGAACAAGGGCCAGAAGGUGGAGCGCUGGCACACCCUGACCAACGAGCUGCCCGGCUCCACGGUGCAGGAGUGAAACCAGGACGAUUCGCCGCAUGCUCUGAGCACUUCCUGCAUGACUGCAGUGGAUUUGUUUCCCGGUGACUUUCUACCAGGAUUGAAAGCAGCAGUGAUCUAAUGUUUGAGCUACAUGAAUGUAAUUUAAAGGUGACUUUUUAUGCUUCCUUCAUCAGGUGAGGAUAGGGCUGUGGUCUACACAAAACAUGUUCAUCACAUUUUUUGCACAAAAUAAUGAGAUUUUUAAAGAGAUUCUUUCAGAAUUAGUUUUUUCAGGGCCGCCGGUCAUUUUAAAUCCAUACCCCCGCUUAACAUUUACACUCGCAAGUGAAAAUGGUUGCAAACAAUUUAUAUAAUCGUACCACUACGACAAGCAUUAGUAGAGCCUCCUGCACAACCAACAAGAAUGCAGUAAGUGGUUUCUCAAUGGUAAGUCAACAACAAAACACUUGCCUUUUGCCUUUUCCAGCUGCCAAAGCAGUAAAACCAGCGGGAGCUCUGCUUUGGUUGCUAGGUGACAGGCGGAGUACCGCUGGAGUUGCUAGGUUACGGCGCAGUGGCCGUAGACAUUGCCUAUAAAGACCUGGAUGUCAUUUUUUAAAACUAUUUGUGUUAUAAGAAGCAGUUGAGACCCAAAUUGAAGAACAAAAAUACAAAAUAUAAAUGCCGAAAUUAAAAACUAACUUACAAGAGCUUGUUUUAAGUUAUUAAUAUAUUAAUACUGAUGAAAAAGAUCCCCUCACAGAUUAUUUCACUUUUAAAGGAGAAAAUGUCUCAUUAUAAGUAAAGUAAUUUACCAGUGGAACUAAAAACUUUUAAAUUAAAAAUAAGCUCCUAUUUAUUUGUAAAUUAAUUUUGUUACUAGAAACUAGUAUUAUUUCACUUAAGACAUUUUUCAUCUGUUGCAAGUGAAAUAAUCUGCCAGUGGAACUAGUACUUUCUUUUUAAUAUCAAUAUGAAGAAAUUAUUGACUCAAAACAAACUCCUAUAUUUUGCUAAAGGGUUAAUUGUUAGUUUUGUCUUAUUUCAAGUAUACUAAGAUAUUUGCACUGGAAAUUGUCAACCAAGUUUAUAUGUAUAGGACAUUUCAGCAACAUGGCAAUUCAAAGUGUUUUACAUUGUGAAAACAUAAAAACCCAUUAAAAACACAACAUAUGGUCAACAGGUGUGAACAGACAUCAAAUAUGUUGGUUCAUUUUCCAUUUAUUAUGGUUCAAAAUCAACUAACAGGUGGGUCUUCAGUCUAGACCAAAAAUACUUGGUAAGAUUUUGUGUUUUUGCCGUGUUGAAGUAUAAAAUCGUGCAAAAAAUGAAUUUUGCAUAAUGGGUCCCCUUUAAAAACAUUCACAGGCGUUCGUGUCUGUUUGGAGAAUCUAAAGGCACCAAUCUGAUCUGAUUUAACAAGAAAUCCUGCAUCUAGUGAGUGUGACAUCAGGGAGGGAGUUUUAAUUAUUCUACAGUUUGACUUCCAUUCAGCUUUGCUUGCUUUUAUUAAAUCCUGUCAGUUAUUUCCAUUAACUCCUGACAUUAAAUCUCGAUGUUCCUGGCAAUAACUUUCUUUUCUUCCCUGAUGCUUCCAGAGAUUUCCAAGUGGUCUUAAUCCUGCCGGACAUUCCCAAUCUAUUGAUCUGCCUGUCACUGGGCCCUGGCUGAUAGGAUAAUUGGCUCUUUUAAUGUCAAUGGUUUGUGUGAGUCGUUUGCAUGUUUGAUGUUGAUGGGGUAAAAGAAGAGUUUUAUUCUAACUCGAAUUUCGAUGUAUGUAACAGUUGUUUGAUGUGUCAGCUCUGAUAUUUCUGUGUCGAUGCUUUGUUUUAUAUAUACAUGUAUAAAAAUAAAGCAGAUGGCGGCGUUUUAAUUAAUAAAUGACACAAUCAGCCUGUUUGCCAAUUAGUGAUGAAUUGUUUUAAAAACAACAGUGUUGUGUGGUACCUCUGUAUUUUACCAAACUGCAGGUUUUAUCUGUGGUGAAUCAGGCUAAUGCGAAUAAUAAUAAUAAUGGUGUUUAUAUGUAAAUACUUUUGGUGUAUUAACUGUUUUGAAUAUUUGUUAUUUUGUAAAGUGGGCAUGAUUGUUGUUUGUUUCUUUAUAAAGCAUUCAUUUAUAUAUAACUGGUUGCAAACUGGCCUCUGUGAACCUCUUCUGUUUAUGCACAGCCCAGCGGCAACUCAAUAAAGCUAAAUACUGCCACCUAGUGUCCUGAACCU
Poeciliopsis prolifica (blackstripe livebearer) is the source of this 3759-nucleotide messenger RNA. Its product is annotated as double C2-like domain-containing protein alpha. The coding region runs from base 243 to 1574 and encodes 443 amino acids. Lineage: Eukaryota; Metazoa; Chordata; Actinopteri; Cyprinodontiformes; Poeciliidae. The record is from RefSeq and is a predicted model, not a curated record. The transcript has 11 exons.